This is a messenger RNA of Lepisosteus oculatus (spotted gar), 648 nucleotides long. The record is from RefSeq and is a predicted model, not a curated record. Lineage: Eukaryota; Metazoa; Chordata; Actinopteri; Semionotiformes; Lepisosteidae.
AUGAUUUCGCCUGAAGGCACCAGCAAGCCCUUCUCCAGCAAAGCAGAUGGCUAUGGAAGAGGGGAGGGCUGUGGGAUUGUCUUACUGAAGCCCCUGCAAAAGGCUAAGAGGGAUUUUGACCACGUGUGGGGCAUCGUAAGCAGCACUGCUGUAAAUCAAGAUUGCCGCUCUGUCACCCCAAUCACCAAGCCAUCCAUGGCCCAACAGCAGGAGCUCCUUCGCACAAUUUACCCUGCACAGAUUGAUCCAUCACAUGUCCAGUACGUGGAGGCUCAUGGGACUGGAACCCCGGCAGGAGAUCCCACAGAAGCUGGCAGCAUCUCCAACGUCAUAGCCAAAGCCCGCCCCCCAGGAUCCCCGGCGCUUUGUGUCGGCUCUGUGAAAGGUAACAUUGGGCACACCGAGUCUGCAGCGGGGGUGGCAGGGCUCGUCAAGGUCCUGCUAAUGAUGCGCCAUGAAACCAUUGUCCCCUCCCUCUUCUAUUCUGAGGACAACGCAAGCAUCGAUGCCAAAGCCCUGAAUCUCAAAGUCCCCACCGCAGCAGAGACGUGGGUAGGGACUUGUCCGCUGGGAAGGGCUGCAGCCAUCAACAACUUUGGCUUUGGAGGCACCAACGCUCAUGUUGUCGUGAAGCAGUACAGACAAUAG